This is a messenger RNA of Anopheles marshallii, 3768 nucleotides long. RefSeq lists its product as uncharacterized. The record is from RefSeq and is a predicted model, not a curated record. NCBI's taxonomy places the organism in Eukaryota, Metazoa, Arthropoda, Insecta, Diptera, Culicidae. Bases 1 to 3768 code for a protein of 1255 amino acids. Gene Ontology annotation, cellular component: plasma membrane; cytoplasm. The transcript has 7 exons.
AUGGAACCGAGCCCUGGCAGCAGUAGUUCUACCGUGCCCGGAGGUGGUGGAACGGGGCUAGCGGUGGGUAGUAGUGCUGGCAGUAGCGGAGCUGUUGGGGGCAGUGUGGUAACGCGACCCCCCAUUACAGCACUGUUUCGCGAAAUUCACAAAAACAGCUGGCUCCGGCGGUUGAACAACGACAGCAGGCGACCGUCCGUACUGACCAAGAAACCGGAUCGAUAUUGGGUGGUGUUUUGCGUACACGAUGACUGUGAGGCAUUCCUGGAGGGCUACAGUGACCCACGGCAAGCCCCAUCGCACGCCCCUGAAUGGGCAUUAUCGCUCCAAACCGUCCAGCACGUCUCGCACGCCCUCGUGUCCAUAGAGCAGGAGUUUGAAUUUGUGAUAACACUCGGCAGCGAGGUGGCCCGCUUCAAUGCCAACACCUGGGAAUGUAUGCAGGAAUGGGUGGAAUGCUUACGUUCGAAGCUGCGCGAGAUGAAGCUGCUGUCGCCGAAGGAGAAUUUGUACUCGCGGCUACCCGAGGUGCGCCCACCGUUGGCACCGACGCGCGAUCCAACCUCUCCCCUGCCGGCAACGCCACCUGUACCGGCCGCAAUCGUACCGGGCAUCGAGCGUGUUCAGCCACCGUCCUUGGUACAGCAGCAGCAUCACGGCCACCACUCGAACUUGGCUGGUGUAAGCGGACAGUCGGCGACCUCGCUACCAUCCGGGCCAUCUGGUUCGGGCAUGGCAAGCGGUACGAUCGUCUCUAACACCGGCACAACAAGCUCUAUUUCUUCCUCAUCAUCAUCCGCAUCAUCCUCGUCGUCGUCAUCGUCUUCGUCGUCCUCGAACGCCUCAUCCUCAUCGGGAACCAGCUACUCAUCAACGCUCACAUCCAUAUCGAAUUGUCCGAACGGUGAGCGUGUGAGCGCCACAGGCCCCCCGGCCAUGUCCAACACGUCCACGCAGAACCUCAUGAACCUGCUGUCGAACCCGCUGCAAGCAGUGAGCAGUAUUAACGCACAAGCUAGUAAACCUCUGUCGGGCACCGCCACCGACAGCAUAUCGCUCGGAUCAUCCUCCUCGUUGAUCUCGGAAGAAGAACCGCCAGAGGAGCAGCUUAAAUGCAACAUGUCCGCUUCGCCACCGCGCGAUUCGCCCCCGAGUUCCAGUUUGCCGAAACCGCAAAAAAUAACGCACAGGGAUAGCGCGGGCCAUAAUGGUGUCGCCGCGCAUCAUAAUCAUCAUCCGGCGGUGACACACGCAUCUGGCACAUCGACCACAACCUCCUCGCUGGCGACCACGUUCGUUACCAACGUGCUGGCCGAUCCAUCCGGAACGGCCGGACCAUCGUUGAAGCGCACCAUUAUCGAUAAAAAGCUGCUGCUCGAUGUAAGGCCGAGUCCCGAACGGUCCGCCACUGACUGUGAUGUUGGCAGCAGUGCCUCCAACGCCAUCAAUGGCCACACCAACGAUGCGCUCUCGAACGAUGAGUCGUGGUCCAGGCAGCCGCAACAGAACGGAUCCUGCAGCAACGGUCGCAGUGGCACUGCAACGGUCAAUGGUGGCGAAUCGACAGUAUCGUCACCAUCGAUGCUAACAAAAUCUGCCGCCAUCUGUAUCGGGUCACCGGCAUCCAGCGGUGCAAGAGCGGAACCGAAACGUACCCGACGAAAAAUAUCUCCCGUCGCUAGUUCAUCGCCCCGAUCACCCACGGUAGCGAACGGAGAAGAUCAGGUAGCGAACGUUACCAUCAUACAAGUGUCGAACAGCGCCAAUGGAACGACUCCAUCGCCAACAAUCACCACAGCUUCUUCGCCGAAGCCCCCAGUGUCUAGAUUUAACUUUCCGAAAGCAAAACCGUCGAUUAUCACCCCAACCUCAGUACCGUCCGGUGUGUCCACCAUCAUAACGGAUGACCCGGGACCCGGUAACGACCAUAACUAUAAGAGCAACGUGCAAAUCAUUCCGUCCAACGUUGAGUAUCCGUCGAAUGGAGAUCAACUCGUGCAGCCGUCUAUUAUCGCGUCGAUAAACGAACAGCAGAUCACAACGGUUACAGUGCCGAACGUUUCGCAGUCAGUGCCGAUCAGCUCAACUGUGAUGUCUACGCCACGAACACAACCAAGCGCACCGGCCACCGUACAGGUCGCUGUGGCAACCUCCUCUACACCGAUCAAGGGACCGGAAAGUAAUUUCGGCACCGUGACACAGAUUGCCGUAAAUUCGUCAUCGGUCGCUGGUGAUGGGCCGGGUGUCAGCAAACCGAUCCAUUGUCAACCACCAGCCACCCAACAGUCUUCAUCCAAUAGUCAACAUUACGAGCAGGUUUUUCUAACCAGUUCCGUGCAGGUUACGUCCGGAAGUGCACCAACAGAGGCAAACUUUGAGGAGCAGGCAAUAGUUUCCGUCGCACCGAUCCUCUCCAAACCAGCCGGGAAUAAAAGCAGCAAAGUGCUACUGCUCAGCAGGCAGUCACGCUCGUCUAGUCAUUCCGAUAUUCCACUUCCCGGGAGGUUAGCAAUAAAGGGUACCCGGACAAACGAGAUUGGUGGCGGUAAUGAUAAGGAAAAUCGUGUACAACACGAUAGUAUCAUUGUUGGUAAUGUUGCCAGCAGUGGUACGGCCUCUACAUCCAAGCAAGGAUCGGUUCCAACUGCGGCUGCUCCGACCCAUCUGACCGGUGGUAGUCCUUCGAAACGACCGGCUGUAGAUCGAAACAUCUAUACACCCCAUCCACAACGUGCUGCUGCUCCACUGCUACAGCGAGGUCUAACGGAGCUAGUCUUAAGUACAAGACCCGCCGCUACCUCGGGGACGGAUCACUCCGCAAUAGGUGGACGUAGCCGAAGAGCUCCGGUCGAGCACAAAAUCCGAUCUGAUCAUUUACCACCGGAACAACGGCGUCGCAGCUCAUCGACUUCCGACGCUCGGCAGGAACAUUCGGCGCGUAUCAAUGGAUCCGGUGCCAAUGGUGUUGGACCCGGUCCGGGACGAUUACAGUCCCCACCGCAACCAUUUCGUCCUCAUCAUCAGCUAAUGAACGUACCGGAGGGCAAUCAGCAGCUAAAUGGAGGAACUAACGGUGUUGGACACGGUACACCUACCGGUGGUAUUGGCGGUAACCGCAAGUUGACACUACGCGAACAGCAAGUUUUCCAGCUGCGCCGUGAAAUGAUGCAUCCGGGCGGUGUACGAUUGCAGUUGCGUCGGAAGGACUGCAUCAACUCCAUCGGGCUGGUGGAUGCGUUCGGUGCCGUCUGGGUGGCAGGAUGGAAACAGAAGGAACAUCCGGUGCUGUACAAUGCGCUUCACAUCGGCGACCAGAUGAUCAGUGUGGCCGGUGUUGCGAUCAUGUCCGCAGCCGAUGCACACAAAGCUAUCCGGGCAGCGCCGGGUUUGUUUGUUGAACUUAUCAUUCGUCGCGUUCCGUUUGGGCGGGUUUACGCCAUUCGACGCGAACUCGAUGGACAGUGCUUGGGACUUAUACGAGACGGCAACACAUCUACGAUCGUGGACGUUGUGCCGAACAGUUUAGCUGCACGGCAUGGGUUGCCCCCGAAGGCAAAAUCUUGUGAUGGAUUAUCGUUAACCUUUUGGGUGUUGACGGAAAUCAACGGCAGGCCGUUAAAUUUAUUCUUUAAGGAAAACGAAAUACGCGAUCGUUUGAACGCAGUCGGGCGAGAUAUAUCGAUAUUGGUACAACCAGCAGAUCUGGUUACGAAGCUGAAGAAGCAACUCAAAUCUCUACGUGGCCACAAGGAUUUUAUUGUGCAAUAG